AUGCGUCGUGCUCAACAUAUCAACAAGGAAGGUUUGGCACUUAUUGAGAGAUUUGAAGGUUUCAGCCCUAAUUUUUACAAGGAUCCAGUGGGAAUCAAAACUAUUGGUUAUGGUCAUGCUUAUCAUGUCAAUGAUUGUAGUAAAAUCCGCCCUCCCAUCAGUCGCGCUGAAGGAGAAGCAUUGCUCAAAAAGGAUUUAGCCAGAUUCGAAAAAUGCGUUGAGUCACUCACUCGGGUUAAACUAAAUUCUAAUCAGUUCUCUGCCUUGUGUUCAUUUACCUUCAACAUUGGCUGUGGUGCUUAUCAAAAAUCUACGUUACGUAGAAAGCUUAACGCUGGAGACACCAAAGGUGCUUCCUUGGAGUAUAGGAAAUGGGUUUAUGGUGGUGGCAAACCAUUACCCGGUUUGGUGAAACGCCGUUAA
Molecule: messenger RNA, 423 nt
Organism: Rhizophagus irregularis DAOM 181602=DAOM 197198
Lineage: Eukaryota; Fungi; Glomeromycota; Glomeromycetes; Glomerales; Glomeraceae
Biological process (GO): cell wall macromolecule catabolic process; peptidoglycan catabolic process
Molecular function (GO): lysozyme activity
Source: RefSeq, a predicted model, not a curated record